Vitis vinifera (wine grape) is the source of this 1001-nucleotide messenger RNA. RefSeq lists its product as uncharacterized. Bases 78 to 674 code for a protein of 198 amino acids. The transcript has 2 exons. Lineage: Eukaryota; Viridiplantae; Streptophyta; Magnoliopsida; Vitales; Vitaceae. The record is from RefSeq and is a predicted model, not a curated record.
CUUCUAACAUCUCUCGGUGUGUACAAGUGAAUGAAAGAAAGAUAUUUGGGUUGAAGUCUCAUGAUUGUCAUGUUCUCAUGCAACAACUUCUUCCACUUGCAAUUCGAGGAGUUCUACAUAAGAAUGUUUGUGCUGUUAUAGUUGAACUAUGUAGUUUCUUCAAACAGUUGUGUUCUAAAGUGUUAAAGACUGAUCAAUUAGAGCACCUUGAGAAUGACAUAAUAGUCACACUUUGCAAAUUAGAAAGAAUAUUUCCUCCAUCAUUCUUUUAUGUUAUGGUGCAUUUACCUAUUCAUCUUGCAAGUGAGGCAAAGGUCGCUGGACCAGUGCAAUAUCGAUGGAUGUAUCCUAUCGAGCGGUAUUUACGUACAUUAAAGUCUUAUGUCCGUAAUAAGAGUCGUCCAGAAGGUUCUAUUGCAGAGGGCUACAUAGCAGAAGAAUGUACAACCUUUUGUUCAAGAUAUUUGCAUGAUGUUGAAACGAAGCAUGACCGUGAAGAAAGAAAUUAUGUCAUUGAAAAUAACAUAACAAAUGGUGGAGGGUUAACCAUUUUCAAAUGCAUGGGACGUACAAUAGGAAAGUCAACAUCUCAUGUUCUUAGCACAGAAGAAUGGUCCCAAGCACAUUUAUAUGUGUUGACUAAUUGUGAGGAAGUGACGUCAUUUAUUGAGUAAGACACUUAUUUGAAUAAAACUUUAUAUUAAUUCUCGUACAAAAAUUUAAUUUUGGUCUUUGUGAACAUUAUAAUUAAUUUUUUCUUUUUUAUUAGAGAGCAUAAGCAAUCUAUAAGGGUUAAACCUCGUAUUCGUGCACGAGAUGUAGAUUUGAUUCACACAAGAGAAUUCAUUAGUUGGUUUGAAGAACGUGUAAGUUCAUUCACUACAUAAAUUGUUCUAUUAUCUAAUACACAUGUAUGUAUUAACAUCUUAUAUUUGAAUCUAUAGAUUAUACAAAUGCGACAUGAAGGUCCAAUUUCUGAACACAUACUAUCAUUGUCUCGU